AAUCCCUUCUCAUCUCAAGAACCUAAGCACCACUUUCUGAGUGCCAUCUGAUUCAAUCUAGAUCGGAUUUGUAAGGUAUUAGUAUGGGUACAAAUGCACCUGCAUUAUCUGCCCCCAGUAGCAAGAAAUUUGGUUUCUUCCAAUCAUUUUUCAAGAAAUCAGAAGAUGAUGUUGAUUCUCAAGAUGCCUCAUUGCCCUUGCCCUUCCCAUUUCUCUCCCGUGUUGCCAAUUCUGUUAUCUCUUCCUGCUCCAGGACACUUGAUAAACCAACUGAAGAGUUGCAGCAUUCUUUUGACACUGAGCACCUUAAUAUCACUAAGGAUUCAUUGGUUUAUGCUAGAAGUUUAUUAGAAUUUUGUUCAUAUCAAGCACUGAACACGAUGACUUCGCGUCCAGAUUAUUUGGCUGAUAUAAAAUUUCGUCGCUUCACAUUUGAUAUGAUGCUUGCAUGGGAAAGGCCAACUACUGAGAAUGAACAGAACACUGUUGAUGACAAUAAAACUGUAGGGCUAGAGGCUUUUGCACGAGUUGCUCCUGCCUGUACAGUUAUUGCAGAUGUAAUCACCGUUUACAAUCUCUUUGAUGUACUGACAUCGUCUUCAGGCAACAAACUUCAUUUUCCUAUGUAUGACAAGUACCUACGCAGCCUGGAAAAGGUGAUCAAAGUUGCUGCUAUUGCGAAUACAUCUUCCCCAGAAUCCAACCUUCAGCUUCCUGACGGCGAGAUCAUUAUAGAAAUAGAUGGCACCAUUCCUACUCAACCAAUUUUUGAGCAUAUUGGAACCUCUGCAUGGGCUGUUCGCGUGAUGUUGACCAGUAAUGCUAUGUACAUUAAGUCUAUGAAGGCCGGAACAAAUGAUAAAGCUGUGAAAUUUGAACUAGCUGCGGACAUGAAGCAGGUUAUAAAGCCUGAUCUAACAGGACCGAUGGGUGCCCGUCUGUAUGAUAAGGCUGUGAUGUACAAGUCUACAUCAAUCACAGAGCCUGUUUAUAUUGAAUUUGCUGAACUCAGAGGCAGUUCACGGCGGGACUAUUGGUUGGAUAUUAAUUUAGAGAUCCUGAAUGCUCAUAAGUUCAUCAGGAUGUAUAAUCUUAAUAAGAUUCAGCAGUCGGAAACACUUGCAAGAGCAGCCCUAGGCAUUCUUCGAUAUCAUGCAGUGAAAGACGCUUUUCAGAACUUCCCAUCCAACUACAAGACCUUACUUUCUUUUAACCUGGCUGAAAAUCUUCCGGGAGGAUACAUGAUAUUGGAAACUCUUUCAAGUCGUUUGUCAUUGUUGGAUGAUAGUACCCCUCAACCUGCUAAUAGGCAACUGAGACACCCGCUAUACCAUUUGACACUUUGCAGACAUGGAAUUGUUUCAAAAAAUGAUGUUGGCAUGGAUAUAGAAGAAAUGCACCAAGCUGGUGAUGUUUGCGUUGGUGAGAUUAAUCCUCUAGAAAUGGCAGUGAAGCAAUCAAAAGAGGACAUAGGAAGGGCUGAAGCUGCACAAGCAACAGUCAACCAAGUGAAAGUGGAGGGGCUUGGUACAAAUGUAGCAAUCAUGAAGGUAAUUAUUUCAUCAAAGCAUAUCUUAUUUGAUUUGGUUAUUAGCCUCUCCAAUCAACAUGUUUCUUUAGGCGGUCCAUGUACUUGUGUUUCUGUUUUCUUGUUGGACAGGGUUUAUAGUCAGUCUGUGAUUUAA
Messenger RNA from Daucus carota subsp. sativus, 1685 nucleotides. RefSeq lists its product as uncharacterized. NCBI's taxonomy places the organism in Eukaryota, Viridiplantae, Streptophyta, Magnoliopsida, Apiales, Apiaceae. The transcript is spliced from 6 exons. The coding region runs from base 84 to 1685 and encodes 533 amino acids. The record is from RefSeq and is a predicted model, not a curated record.